AUGAUUACCACUCGACAUUACAUAUAUUCCUGGUCUUACUCUGUUGUCCUGGUACGGUGAAUGGCAGCUAGGCGCCCUAAGUCUUACAAUACGUUGAUAUGUCAGUAUCUCUGCCGCAUAGGUCGGCACAACCUCGACGCCGUUCUGAAGCUGAGCUGGAUGACUCUUCGUCAAGCUCUAAAAGAUCUCGGGGGCCAAAUAAGACCGACAAAUAUUGCUCCCGAUGUCUCCUCGUCUUUUCGGAAGAGGGUCUGAAGGCGCUCAACUCAACUACCGGAUUUGAACACUCUACCUAUACGCAAUGUUGCUCUGCGGCUACGGUAUUCCAAUGUUGCACCACCAUGGAUCGACAUCAUGGAGGGCAGUCUACCCUCAGGGGACAUUAUUUUAAGCAUCUUACCUUACGCAAAGGACGGAGACUCCGCUGCUGGCUUCGUAUACAGGAGACCUCUGCAGAGAGAUGUAAAGAGCCAAAAGGUGUUCUCCGCUGCUUCACGGUUGUAUGAAGAGUGCAGAAAAGCUCAUGACCAAUGCCGCUACGGCCGAGACAGUGUUUUGCCGACACGAGUAAUUGACGUUGGUACAGUCCAGUCGCCCGCUAUGAAGCUCUUCGUCAAUGACGUCGAAGAGGAAGGCAAGUACGUCGCCUUGAGUUACUGCUGGGGCGGCGAACAGCCCGGUAAACUCGUAAAAGCUACUCUCAACCGCAUGACCGAGGAGAUAAGAAUGGGCGAUUUGGAGCAGACGGUCAGAGAUGCGGUAGUCGUCACGCGAAAGUUCGGGUUCCGCUAUCUCUGGGUUGAUGCAUUCUGCAUCAUUCAGGAUUGCGUUCAAGACAAGGAGAAGGAGAUUGGCGAAAUGGCUCUGAUCUACAAGAAUGCUGCGGUCAUGAUUGCGGCUGGAACCGCAGCGAAAGCUCAAGAUGGGUUUCUUGGAAUGAAGGGGACGUACUUGCCUGAGGACAAAUUUCGCAUCCCCAUGUCGAGCGGCCUAGGCACUGUCUACCUCCGAAGUGGUACACAUAUACCCAAGCAUGUCAUAGACACACGCGGGUGGGUUCUUCAGGAGUUCAUGCUUUCAUCAAGGAUGUUGUUCUUCUCGGAAUAUGAGCUGCUGUGGCAGUGUAAGGAAAUUGAGUUGCGGGGUGUUACUGGUGAUGGUCUGGAGUACUUGCAACCGUUGGAAAGUCUGCCUUGGUUGGCUUUCAAUGACGAGGCAGGGUCAAUUUUUGGGGUUCAAGAGGAGGAGCAGAGGUACAUCUGGAUGACUGUGGUUGAGCAGUACUCGCGCCGCUUGUUGGGUGAAGCUGACGACAGGCUAAACGCCUUGAAGGGCAUCACAAUAGAGCUUGAGAGCCUGUGGCGAGAUGGAAACACUUUCGGGUUAUGGAAAAGAUGGUUCAUCGAACAGCUGACUUGGUCUAAGAAAGGCUGCGAUGCAGACAGGGAUGCGGAAAGGAAGAGGUCGAAUCGGGCACCAAGUUGGUCUUGGGCUUCUCUGAAUGGGCGGAUCCGGUACACUGGCUUGCUCACAACGGAGUUUGCCAAGGUCCGGAGUAUGACUCUCUUGGAAGAACGUACCAAACCGCACAACGUGGUCUUGUCGUGCCCAAUCCUCACACUUGACGACGUGGACGAGUCAAUGGUUGAUGAGGACGAAGAGUGGGUAACAGAAUAUCCUGAUUUAGCUGAUGUAUCGCUUGAGAUCGGGGACAGGGAGACCGAGUACCUUCUUUUAGGGAAAACGUUGCUCGGAGACGCUGAGCUGCUCGUUGCGCUCAUGGUGGUUGAAGAUGAAGCAUCCGGUGGAGUAUACCGUCGAGUUGGGCUGGCAACAUUCACAGAUAUGAAUGUCUUGAAUAGCGCAAAGAAGAGGGCCGUUACGAUCAAGUAGAUAUCCAAUGGCGAGGUGUCAAAUCAGUUCACUUCACGGAGCAAGACUAGCUGAUAUUUCGAAUGGCCGUUCAUGUGGCACAUGACAUUAAUCUCUGUUUCAAACCUCGACUUUUUGACAAUGCUCGCUG
This is a messenger RNA of Colletotrichum phormii, 2023 nucleotides long. Its product is annotated as heterokaryon incompatibility protein. The record is from RefSeq and is a predicted model, not a curated record. Bases 355 to 1893 code for a protein of 512 amino acids. Lineage: Eukaryota; Fungi; Ascomycota; Sordariomycetes; Glomerellales; Glomerellaceae. The transcript has 3 exons.